This is a messenger RNA of Fusarium pseudograminearum CS3096, 1623 nucleotides long. RefSeq lists its product as uncharacterized. NCBI's taxonomy places the organism in Eukaryota, Fungi, Ascomycota, Sordariomycetes, Hypocreales, Nectriaceae. The coding region runs from base 1 to 1623 and encodes 540 amino acids. Gene Ontology annotation, biological process: carbohydrate transport; transmembrane transport. Gene Ontology annotation, molecular function: carbohydrate:proton symporter activity. The transcript is spliced from 3 exons. The record is from RefSeq and is a predicted model, not a curated record. Gene Ontology annotation, cellular component: membrane.
AUGGCAGUCGAAAAGACUCCCAGUAUCAGUCAUGUCGAAGACGAAGUCUCAUCCGACUCAAAAGAAUGGAGUCACGUCCAGGGCCAGCAGGGCGCUGACAUUGAUCGAAACAUGACCCUCUGGGAAGCUAUCAAGGCUUACCCAGGCGCCAUUACCUGGUCAUUCCUACUUUCGUCGUCCAUCAUCAUGGAAGGCUAUGAUAUCGUUCUCAUCGGCAAUCUCAUGGCUCAACCUGCCUUUCAGAGAAAGUACGGAGACUGGUAUGGUGACAAGCUCGGCUAUCAGAUCUCUGGACCAUGGCAAUCUGGUCUUGGCAACGCCACGGCUAUUGGAACCAUCAUUGGCGCUUUUGCCAACGGUUGGCUUACUCAACGUUUCGGUUACCGGCAAACACUGGUUGCGUCACUUCUAGCUAUCACGGGCUUCAUCUUCCUCACCUUUUUCGCUCACAACCUUCCCAUGCUCCUCGUUGGUUCUACUCUCUGCGGUCUACCCUGGGGUGUCUUUGCAACAAUGGCUCCAGCUUAUGCCUCCGAGAUCUGUCCCAUGGCUCUUCGAGGCUAUCUCGCCAACUACGUUUGUCUAUGCUGGGCUCUCGGUCAACUUCUCGCCGCCGGCGUUCUGUUCAGUUUCUCCGAUAAUGCUACCGAGUGGGCAUACCGCAUCCCCUUUGCAAUUCAAUGGAUCUGGCCUAUCCCUCUUCUGAUUAUUCUGUGGUUCACUCCCGAAUCGCCCUACUGGCUUGCACGAAAGAACCGACUCGAAGACGCCAAGAAGGUCCUACGAAGAAUCUCUGCCAAGAGCAGCAAGUCCGAUGAGGAUCUCGAUAAGCAACUUGCCAUGAUCGUGCACACCAACAAGAUCGAGAGCGAACAUAGCACCGGAUCUAGCUACCUCGACUGUUUCAAGGGUAUCAAUCUUCGUCGAACUGAGAUUGUCAGUCUCGUAUUCGUCGCGCAGAACACCACUGGUGUUGGUAUCGGUGGCACGCCAACCUACUUCUUCGUCCAAGCCGGUGUCGAUGCCAAGAACUCUUUCAAGUUCGCAACAGGCGCUCUUGGUCUCGCUUCCGUCGGUGUCAUUAUAUCAUGGGCUCUUAUCUACCGCAUUGGUCGCCGAACCUUGUACGUCUGGGCCUGUGGUGUAUGCACAGUUCUCAUGCUUCUCAUUGGUAUCCUCGCCAGUGUUCCCCAAAGCCAGUCCGUGAGCUUUGGACAAGCGGGUAUCGUGUUGAUAUGGGAGAUUGUCUUCUAUGCAACUAUCGGCCCUGUCUGCUACGCGAUCAUUGGCGAGAUUCCAGCUGUUAAUGUCCGUAGCAAGAGUAUUUGUCUUGCUCGUAUCGCGUACUACAUCUCGCAGAUCCUCAACAAUACUUAUGGACCUUAUAUGAUCAACCCCACUGAGGGUGAUUGGAAGGGCAAAGUUGGCUACUUUUGGGCCGGUCUUUCUUUGCUGACCUUUGUCUGGGCUUACUUCCGUCUUCCUGAAACCAAGGACCGAUCGUUUGAGGAGAUCGACAUUCUUUUCGCCAACAAGACUUCUGCUAGGAAGUUUGCUGAGACCAAAGUCGAUGCUUAUGCUGAAGACUCCGAGGCUCGUAUCAUCAAGGAGGUUGGAGUUUGA